GAGGAAAGCAUGAGGAAGAAGCUCAAAAUAACCCCACCAUUUGUUAGGUAUAAGAUGGGGCAGAGAGAAACUCUGAGAGGUAUCUAAGAUUGUGUUGCUCUACUUUACAAUAAUAAAGAGCAUUCCUGGAAUCCCUGUCAUGGCUGUUUUGUAACCCGGCCCACUUUGAAGGGCUGACAGCUCCCCUCCAGACCACGAGUUCCACGUGUGAUCCCAACAGCCACACACCACUACACUAGAUCGAUGCCUCAGGAAAAUGUGGCAGGGAUCAAGGCAACUGGUUCAAGACCCUAGAGGCCAGUUCUACAAAAGCACAAACAUCCAUUCGAGCAUCUACCUCCAUCCCUCUGGAACUGACUUUCUAGUAUCAGCUGAAAAAAACCUCAUCUGGUGGCUGAGAGGAUCAGUCCAUUGCAUCAUGAAAUUGCUAGCAGGCGCUCUAUUUAUUGUGGCGUGGACCGCAUAUUGUACCCCAAGCCAAGUCUUGAUGGUCCCUGAAGAUUGCAAUGAUGCAAAAAUGGUUGAGAAUGCCAAGGUGACCCUUAUUCUAAUCAAUAAGCGGCGCAAGGAAGGCUACACCUUUGGCUUUUAUCGUCUUGUUGGUGCUUAUGUGCAACAACUGUCGCUUCCAACUCUUUGUGACUUCAUGGACCAGCCCACGCCAGAGCUUUCUGUCGGUCGUCAACACCCCCAGCCCCCCCAGGGACGGAAAAAUGCAUCUAUGGUGUACCUAACAAUGGAUGUCUUGGAAAUGCCCUGUCCUGUAAUAUCCAGAAGACACUGGUCAUCUUGUGGACACAGACCAUUCUUAAGUAUAACGGAUUUGGGGCAAUGUAAGGCUGUUGUGUAUAUAGAUGAACUUUCCAAGAGAAAAGAACUAUAUGCAUACAACUGCACUGUCAGUCCAGUUCCACCAAAAAUAUAUGAAUGUAAACAUUGCCCUGUAAGAAUAACAGUUCUAGAAGACACUGAUAAGCACACCGAAGAAGCCAACAAGAUCUUGGAGAAGUAUACGCUGGGGAGCAACGAGUCAAAUUAUUUCAAAGUGGAGAAAGUCCAAAAAGUUUUCAGCGCAGUGGCCGAUCGUACAGUAUUCAUUGUUGAAUUCACCAUAAAAGAGACAAAAUGCUCCAGAAACAUUCAUCCCACAAAUGUUUCCAAAUGUGAAUUCCAGCCUGAUGGAAAAGCUAAUCUGGGAUUCUGCACAGGGAGGAUAGUUAAAGAGACAGAAGCCCCAGAUGUGGUUGUAGUAGACUCCUGUGAAAUCUAUGAUAUUCAGAAUGGCAGCAUCGUCCACCACCAUCACCACCACUUCCAGCAUGAUUCAGGAGAAGGCCAUCAUCAUUUCAAUGUAACUGGGCAUAAAUGCAGGUAUCCGCUAUAUAGACAUCAUCACUAUCACCACCACCACCCUCAUCGUCAUCGUCAUCAUCCUCACCACAAUCACAAUCACCAUCAUGGUCACAUCCAUGAGUGUAGAUACCCACCAAUUCUUGGGCGUUAUCAAACUGGUCCUGCGGGUCCCAGGAGCAACCAUAAUUCUUCUGAACAGACGCAAGAGGGACAUCGUGACUUUCCCCCUCCCCCUGGGCCUCGUUACCCUCCUCCUCCUCCUGGUGGUCCACAUCAUCUUCCUCCUAGUAAAUAUCCACCACCACCUCUUGGGCCUCCACCUCCCCGACCUAUUCCUCAUAGACCAGAUGAUCAUUGCCAACUGCCACAUAGGUGGGUUCCUAAAUGUGGCCACUGGCAUCACUACCACCACCAUCAUCACAGGUCUAAUGACACUGCAUAUAAAAGGGAAGAAAGCGGGUCCUCAGAAGAGCAGGAUUCAUUCAGCAAUUAUCAUUCUUUCCAUCAUAGCAGUGUGGACUUAGUCCAUCGCAUUCCAAUUCUGAAUGAACAUGAAGUCCUCCAAGCUCCUGGUGCCAACUUUCUUGACCAUCCUUUGCCUGACCAAGGAAAACAUGAAAAACAUACAAUACAACCUUUCCCAGAAGGUUCCUCAGGAUCCAAGUCAUGCCCAGGGAAGCCCGAAUAUGACCUCAAUCCAACCUUUUUGUCUUUGUUUCCUACACUAUCAACACAGUAAAAUGCUUUUCCUAUAAAGGAAGAUGUCUAAUUAUAUGAUUUGAUUUUGAUUUAUAUUUCCCAUAAAUCGUAUAUACAGACAGCAUAGUUUAUAUAUAAUCUUAGAGUUAAUGCAUGUUUUGGAAAUGAUUUGAAAGACAUAUUUCAGAUUUUCCAUAAGUACAUGUGCAAGUACAGCCCUUCUCUGGCAUUCUUUAAAACAGCCCAUUUUUUUCAGUCUUUCCAUGAGAACCAGGAAGGAAGAUCCUGCUGCAUUAUGAGACAUGCUAAGGAGUAGAUUUCAUACAUACCACAUACAGGGAAAGAGGACUUUGUACAAAGAAACUUCUUAUGGAAUGACUGAUUCUAAAUACAUCUCCUCUAUCUUGUUUAGCCCUGUGUGGUUCCAUUAGAGCUACCAGAUCUGGACUGCAAAAAUCCAAAUGAUGACUGUCUGGCAGGAAAAAAAAAAAGGAAUUUCCUGUAUCUCUUUGCUGCCAAAUAAUAGUUCUCUAUUGUUUUGCAAACCAGAUCUGGUAGGCCAAGUUUCUAUUGUGGCCAGACUGGGUUGAACUGAGAGGUGGCUUCCACUGCAAAUUGCUGAAGGCGAAAAAUUUUGUAGUUUUGCUUAGGCCAAGCUUUUAUCAACUGCAAACAAUCCAGAGGUUUCAAGCUGCUGGUAAAUCACAAAGAUCAAUGUUACUUACAUAAAAAGUGUCAUCACAAAGGUUGUAUUUGCACAACACAUGUAAUCAGACAUUUGCACAAUAUGCUGAGUUAGUGUUAACCUCGAUUGCUCCCUGUAUGUAUAUGUGUGGAUUAGCCUACUGUGCAGAUCCAACUUGCUUGGUUACUUUAUUGUGUAAUGUGUAGUGUGCGAAUGUAUUUUAAAAGUUUUAAAAACUGGCAAAAGGGCUUUGAAGUUGAUAGCACAAGUCCUGAUAGAAGCCAUAAGUGAGCAAAAGCAAUCUGUAUGUGAUAAGGAAAAAAGUGACAACUGCUCCUAUGAUGCUUACAUGCAAUCAGUCUUGAUCCUGUCAUUCUGUUAUUGAUUGGCAAUUAAUAAAAGAUCCGCAAAGGGUGAUUUUAACACAAA
Candoia aspera is the source of this 3166-nucleotide messenger RNA. RefSeq names its product histidine-rich glycoprotein-like. Gene Ontology annotation, cellular component: extracellular region; blood microparticle; endolysosome. The record is from RefSeq and is a predicted model, not a curated record. Lineage: Eukaryota; Metazoa; Chordata; Lepidosauria; Squamata; Candoiidae. The transcript has 9 exons. Gene Ontology annotation, biological process: heme transport; negative regulation of fibrinolysis; negative regulation of endopeptidase activity. Gene Ontology annotation, molecular function: zinc ion binding; cysteine-type endopeptidase inhibitor activity; heparin binding. The coding region runs from base 257 to 2092 and encodes 611 amino acids.